Molecule: messenger RNA, 1610 nt
Organism: Bactrocera tryoni
Lineage: Eukaryota; Metazoa; Arthropoda; Insecta; Diptera; Tephritidae
Product: N-acetylglucosamine-6-phosphate deacetylase
Exons: 6
Coding region: 270-1514 (414 amino acids)
Biological process (GO): N-acetylglucosamine catabolic process
Molecular function (GO): N-acetylglucosamine-6-phosphate deacetylase activity
Source: RefSeq, a predicted model, not a curated record
GCUCUGCCGGCGCAACCUUGGCGCUCCGCUGCUCCACCGUUGGAGUGUUUUCAAGCGAUUUUGUGCGUUUGUUUGGUGAACGCCACGGCAUAAAUACGAGUAUGUAGUGCGUCAGUGGAGGUCGUGUGUGUAGUGUGUUUAAGUGCAGAGUGUGCCUCGAAUUGUAGAAUUUCGCCUUCUACACUUUGUGUUUCAAUUUAUUUGAUUAAUUUCUCAUUACUUUUUCGGCGGUUGUCAGUUUGGAAAUUCCAACUGACGAAAUUUCGCAAAUGUCACAAAAUGAACUGCUGCAAUUCGUAAACUGUCGUUUGGUGCGCAACCAUCAGCUGGUGCUGGAAGAUCUCUGGGUGCGCAAUGGCAAAAUCAUUAACCCGGAGCCAGUGUUCUUCGACGAGAAGCAGCAGGCGCAUAUGCAGAUUGAUUGCGGAAACUCUAUAAUUGCUCCUGGCUACAUUGAACUGCAAAUCAAUGGUGGAUAUGGCGUUGAUUUUUCACAUGAUGUGGACACUGUCGCCGAAGGUAUUGAGCAGGUCGCCCAAGAACUAAUCACAAAUGGUGUUACUUCGUUUUGUCCCACAAUUGUAACCUCUCCACCGGAAACUUAUCGGAAAAUCAUACCUCAAGUAAAUGGCAAGACAAAAGGCGCACAAGUUUUGGGUCUGCAUUUGGAGGGACCCUUUAUUAGCCCACAAAAGAAGGGUGCGCAUCCAGAAAACUGCAUAAAAAAUAUUGAUAAAGGCAUGGAAACUUUAGUGGACACCUACAGCAACUUGAGUAAUGUCAAAAUUAUUACAAUAGCGCCGGAAAAAGAUCCUGAGGGUACUGUGACAAAGGCACUAACGCAAAUGGGUAUAACGGUAGCUCUGGGGCAUUCCGUAGCGAAUUUGUCACAAGGUGAAGUGGGCGUACAAAGUGGCGCACGCUUGAUAACACAUCUGUUCAAUGCCAUGCUUCCAUUUCAUCACCGCGACCCGGGACUUGUUGGCUUACUGGCAUCUAAUAACAUACCACCAGGACAGGAGAUUUAUUUUGGCAUUAUAGCUGAUGGUGUGCACACGCAUCCGGCUGCUUUGCGUAUAGCACACCGCACACAUCCGAACGGGCUUAUAUUGGUUACCGAUGCCAUAGCAGCAUUAGGUCUAGAUGAAGGCAAACACCACUUAGGCCAACUGGAGCUUGAAGUGCGCGAAGGCAAGGCCUACAUUGCUGGCACAAAUACAUUAUGUGGCAGCAUAGCUCCGCUGGAUACGUGUGUGCGCAUCUUCAAAAAGGCUACAAACUGCUCAACAGUAUAUGCUAUAGAAUGCGCUACACUACAUCCGGCCAGCUGUUUAAAAAUUACGGAAACAAAGGGCACUUUAAAUUUUGGCGCUGACGCCGAUUUCGUUAUGUUGACAGAUGACUUGUUUGUGAAAUCAACCUGGAUUAGCGGGAAAUGUGUUUACCGUUAUCCAGUUGAGGAAUUAGCCGCACUUAAAGCCAGACCAAUCGAACAAUUAUGCGAAUGCAUUUAACCCGACUUUUAUAAUGUAUACUAUUCAUAUGAAACAACGUUUUUAUAAAAAACAAUAGCAAAUAUUAAAAAAAAAUUGAAUAAGCUCCUCAGUUAA